AAGCGAAAUAAUAAUCGAGAUUUUGAUUUUGUUUGAAUUUUUCAGAUUGGCAAUAUUUAAGUAAUAUUAUUAUGUUUUAUGUUUAUAAAAUAAAUAACCUAAAAUAACAAUUUCCUGCUAUGAUUGCGUGUUUUCAUAGAAUUGUGUAGUUUUUCAGAGAAUUAAAAUGCAAGGUACCGGGCCGUUUUCAAGUACUUCCGCAUUUUGUGCAAAAUGUGGUUCAAUAUUGCCUCUAUUACAAGAAUUUGGAUCUGUAAAGUGUUAUGCAUGUAAAGCCAUUUAUGAUCCUGAAAGUUUCAGUAACAUAAAGUUUAAAUACACAAUACAUUUCAACACUGUAUCAACACUAAAUAAUGAUAAUAUUUUGAACAUGGAUAAUCCAGAAGGCCCUGUGGUAGAAAGAAAAUGUCCUAAGUGUGGCAAUGAUAGAAUGUCAUAUGCAACAUUACAACUGAGAUCAGCGGAUGAAGGCCAAACUGUAUUUUAUACCUGUGUUAAUUGCAAGUACAAAGAAACAGAGAAUUCAUGAAACUACCUGAAAUCAGCCUAUGUGGAUAUAAUGUAUAUCUUUGUAAAAUAAAUGUAUAAUAAAUAUAAUUUCUUUUAAAAAUAAAAAUUAUAAAAUUACUCAUUGAAAAUAAUGAUAGUUUUUGGAGAAA
Nymphalis io (European peacock) is the source of this 659-nucleotide messenger RNA. It is a transcript of the gene RpI12, whose product is annotated as DNA-directed RNA polymerase I subunit RPA12. The transcript is spliced from 3 exons. Gene Ontology annotation, biological process: termination of RNA polymerase I transcription; DNA-templated transcription. Lineage: Eukaryota; Metazoa; Arthropoda; Insecta; Lepidoptera; Nymphalidae. Gene Ontology annotation, molecular function: DNA-directed RNA polymerase activity; zinc ion binding; nucleic acid binding. Gene Ontology annotation, cellular component: RNA polymerase I complex. The record is from RefSeq and is a predicted model, not a curated record. The coding region runs from base 167 to 529 and encodes 120 amino acids.